Molecule: messenger RNA, 1623 nt
Organism: Trypanosoma grayi
Lineage: Eukaryota; Euglenozoa; Kinetoplastea; Trypanosomatida; Trypanosomatidae
Product: zinc finger protein family memeber
Exons: 1
Coding region: 1-1623 (540 amino acids)
Molecular function (GO): metal ion binding
Source: RefSeq, a predicted model, not a curated record
AUGUGCACCCCUAAUGGUAGUGGGUUUCAUGGCGACGCAAUGUACCAGGCCCAUUUUGGCGAUCGGGGUAUUGGUGAUGGUUGCGCUGGUGGUGGGGGCGGGGCGCAGUCGCGUUUUUUUGGUCAGGCAGCAUCUUCGCCGACAGGCGCCAUGACGGGGAGCGCCUCCAAUUUCUCACAGUGUGUUUACAUGGUGUGUGCCAACGGGAUGCCCUCACCGAUGAGUUUCGCGCCACAGAACGCCGUUCCAGUUGGUGUUCCUGUGCAGCCGGCACCCUGUAGCCCCACAAGCGCGGCAGUGAACACACUGCCCCAGCAGCCCCAGCAGCAGACAGCGUUCAUGGUGAACCUGGUAGAUGGGCAAUCUGUUCCUUGUGUGCCGGUCCAGCAGGUGCUGUUGGCAACGCCUGGCCCCAUGCCUCCUUCCCCAAUGCUCACGGGUGGCGGCGGCGGUUUCCAAAGGGUACGAAGCAGCUGUAGCGUGAAUCUCCAGAGCGAAGGAGGUCCUGGGGACUCUAAAGAGGGUAGUUUGUCUCCGUUACCUCCAGGACAGAUGAAUGGCAAACAGAUAAAAAUCACUUCGCCAACUCUCCCUUCAGUUGUGUCACCGACCGGAUUGCAUUCCAUGCAGAUGUCGUCAUUUGCCCAUCACUUCUCCUUGUCCCAAAUGACACAAGGUGGAGGCAGCCGUCUGUCAGAUGAGGUUUCCAGUAGCAGAAACAACAACAACGGUGGUGCUGGGGGCGAGCCUCGCGUCGACGUUUACGCUCCUGAUUUUACCUCUGUGAUUUCUCUGCCGGCUUCUGCGAUUGUACAUCAGCCUCCCCCUUCAUUAGGUGUGUCGCGGUUGGUUCUCUGUCGUAAGUAUAUACCUGGCCGCCCAGAUAGCUGCUGGAAGGGGGACAUGUGCAAGUUUGUGCACGCCGACCCUUCAGGAGCACCACGCUCCCAAAUUCAUGUAAAUUACGUUUGGCGAAGCGUUGAGCGAUGUACGUACCCUCACCUCCCUCCUGGGGAGAAGAUCGUUGUGUUGGCCCCGAACGGGCGACAGCCCGCAGAGACGUUUUCAAGUGAGCGUAUUCUUGUUACGCGUGGCAGCCUUAAUCGUAAGAGCCAUGUGGGCCCGCUUUCUCGUUGCGCGCACUACUACUUCAACCGCCUCUGCAACCGGGGUGAGAAUUGUAACUUCAUUCAUACGUUGCACAUUGAUCCAAACGUUGAAGUGGACUUUAAGCGCGCCCCAGCUUCUACUUCGAUUGCACCGAUUAAGAAGCGGGAACCACGCUCAAAAGGGCACGGUUCUGGAGGGAAUCAUGACCACGAGGCUGGCAACACUCCUGCACAAAACUGCAGUGACACACUGGCGCCACAACAGUCUAUGGGUCUUUCCGCGGGUCUUAGCGGAGGUUCUGACCCUACCUCCAGCGGUGUAUCGCCCCCGUCUCAGGCCUUCUAUCUCGUGGUACCACAAAACGCCACUCGCUCUUUGUCUCGCUCACUUUCUUCAGUAGGGGGUGGCAGCGAGCACAGCAUGAGUGGCGCGACAAACCCAUUGGAGUGGUCGUUCGUAGACAACUUGGAGGGUUCAGUUUGGUCAGAUGGCGAUAUCACUCCACAGUUGUGA